UCACAUGGAUACCGCAACAGGCUUCGUUGCCGAAACGAGCAGAUAUGUCUGCAAGGCGGCGUCCCGGCGGCCCGGUCAGACAGCUGUCGCUGCAACAGUCAGCCGCCACGUCGUCUCGACGCCCACUGAGGAAACAGCAGUCCGUAGAUGCUGACCGCCGCCUCUGGUCGUCCAUCAACAGCAGUGGCGAUGCCGGCCUGCGGGUCACUGCGAGCUCUGUGGGGGCCGGGGGGCACUUCCCACAGGAAUCCUCCACCACCAAUUCACCCACAGGUGUCGGAGCAGUGACGAGGCCUCAUCCGGUCAAGGUGGCGUGGACCGACCGUCGGCAACAAGACAGCAGUAAUAGCAAUGUCGUGGUGGUAGCUAAGCGCUGCACAGGACAGCCCAGGCCAGUCAGCUGCAAGCCUCAGCGGCCCGCUACCGGCAACCUGCCAUCUAUCGGCGGUGAGAAGGACACCAUCCUGUAUACGCGCCAGCAACUCGCGGAGAGGCUCAGGCGGGCCUGGCGAGAGCGAGAGGAGAACAGGCCAAACCUGGACAUCUUCCUCGCCCACAGCAACAUGGUGUCGACAGAAGAGGACGACUCACACAUCUCAGAUCCUACAACAGACACAGGCCAGUCACUGUUACACGUUCGUGAAGACGUCUCUCCUGGCGGGGAUGCGUCAUUCUACACAUCCAGGAACGUCCACCGAGAUCCUAACAGUGAAAUGAACAAUCAGCCGGCCCCUCAAAAUAUAAGCAACUUCUUACCUUAUUCAUCAGCUGUUGGAAUUUCUAAAAAUCUGUCCAUCCAGAAAAACAAUAAGGCACUGCCACUUAAAAUUAACCACCCUACAAAACAAACUGACAUCAGCGUUGUCGAGUCGCUUCUCAGUAGAAAAGUCAACGAAUAUCCUAAACAAAUAUCUCAACAAACAGAACGCCGUGACAAACCCGCCCCCACUUGCAGCAUUAGCGGACAUGAAAGUACAGAAAACAGCCCAUACACAUAUUUCCGCAGCCACAUCAAUGUCGGAGGGUCCACAGCGAAGAUUAAUUUCAAUGUUUUUCCGAAGUCAGAUAUCAGAGUUUCUUUGAAACCAUCUUUCCCAUGCUUUAACUUAGAAAACAGCAAAAUGCAGAGCCAUAGCGACUCAGAAAGCAGUACAUCGGAGACCACUUCCAGUAACAAGUCUAUUGGGACGCCACACCAAAUCAUGGAGACAUGUCCUGAUAUGCUGAAUGUGACUGAGGACAAGAUUCUAGCGCGAACCGAAUCAGCAGUCAUUACUGGCUCAAUUGAUUUUGAUAAGAGUCCACGGCUUAGUGAAAUAACAAAGGAAUGUGACCGAGAAAGCGAUUCCGAGGGCCGUUACUCGAACAGCAAAAUAGUGGUUGACGUUGUUCCCCGGAAGGAAGAAACACUGUCCGGAGAUUCCAUGGAGCCUUCUCCUUCCGAUGUUUCCGUUGAGCAGUCUCCUCUCUCAUGUAUGGAAAACGGACAAGAAACAUUAAAUAACAUCGAGGAAACAAAGGAGAAUAAUAUCAAUGCCUACAGCACGAAGAAUUUCGUUAGUGUUAGAAACAAAGAAAGUUGCAAAGUGGUUCAGCCGUCACAGACUCACGCACUCAGUACCGCUCAAACCAUGUCUGCAGCCGCGCGGCGCGUCAACUUCCGCAACAGCGUUAACAAGGCGAUCACGGGAAGUUUUUCAUCCGACGCGCCACCUACCUCAGCAGUUUCUAGCGUCAGCAGAUCGACACCAACUCCGCCCCUGAGUAGAGCCCUAUCUGCACCUCCCCAGAAACCUGGCAAAGGCAUUCUGGUGCACAGGAACAAGAACAGCACGAGUGUCGACAUAUCUUCAGAUGUGACCGACGGGGAUGAGGAAGCUCUGGUCCAGACACGAGGAGACAGGAACAUCAUGUCAGCCCCCGCCAGGCGACGUUUACGGACGGCAGGUCCUCGCCGCAAGGCCGGAAGUCGCGGUGAAGAAUCUUCAGGGGACGAAGCGGAGGCUGGCCCCAGACAGAAGCAGAAGAUCUCAGCAGGACGACGCGGCCUAUCUCGCGGGGCAGAGAUCGUGACCAUGGUGUCCCUAGUGAGUGACGGAAGCGACGCAGAAGGCGACGCGACCGGACCAUUCCUCCAGCCCGCACCCUGGCUGGAAGAAAGAAACAGUCCCGCUGGGCAGAAUCAGAGGGAGCAAGUCAUCUGUCUCAAAAAGUCGCCCAAGUCUGUUUCGUUCCAGCAGCAGCCACCGGUCCCUCUGAGGGCUUCGUCGGCCCUUCACGUCAAUCGUCGAGUUAUCAUUGCAACAGCCGCAGGACGAGACAGCCAAGGAGUCCCGGCGGGAAACAUUUCAGGGAAAGCACCGAGCAAGGCAGAGAGUGAGGGAGUCAGCAGGCACAAGGCCACCUGCGCCCACGACACGGAGAGUGAGAAGCUACCGACGGCUCCUGUAAAAGCGGAAGCAGAGUGCCUCAGUGAGCUUCCGGUGCAGGCCUGUCUAGGAGCAGGGCCACCAGAGGAACGAGCCACUCCGUGCCAGAAUGAGGCUUCAUCCUCCAGCCCGCCUGACGUCACGACUGAGCCUCCCAGCGCAGGUCUGGGCGUAAUAGUGGCCCACAUUUUGACACCAGAGCCGCAGCCCAUCCCAGAGCCCGUUCCUCCAGAAGACGCGGCAGAGCCAGAGUUCCAGACGCCCAAGGAAAGAGAGUGUUGGCAGCUCUACCGCCGGAUGCUUGAGAAGGGCGUCAGCGUCUCGUACGACACCGUCCUGAGGGGAAUGCUGACGCCUACAGAAUACCGUCUGCGCCGCGACGCUCUGCUGUCCACGUGCUAGUCGGUCCGUCCUGUACUCCGUCCAUAUUAGCACUGCCUAACCGCAGCAGUUGGUUCGACACCGUCAGACGCCCGAGUUGACACGCUGCUGUAAUAUUUUUUUUUGGCUCCAUCCAUCUCGGCCGAGCGUACGUAUGGUGACUGUGGCUGUUCCGGCUACAGCCGUCUGGGUCGUGACGCGGUGCAAUUUGGUAGGCAGUCUGUUUUACUGAGCACGGCACUCUCUCGUGUGAUUAAUAUAAAUUUACAUUCAUUUUUAAGGAUAAUCUGUCGGUACUGCAAGAUCGCAAAGUUCAAAUAUGUUUUAAACAAAACGAUUUCUGAUUCUGACACUUUGAAGCCUGAAGAUAAACGGAGAAAGAGAGAGAAAGAGAUAAGGGGGAAGGUCAAACCGACGAUUAACUUCGUGUGCGGACGUAACCUAGGGCCUGAGCACUGCUCACUAUCCUGGGCGUUCAGUGAAAAAGUCUAUUCACGUUAGAUGAUAAGUUUUGCGAAACAUCGGAGAAAAAAGAAGGGAAGGUAGUAAAGAAGUAGGUGUAGAGUGAAAGUCGUGGGAAAAGCGAAGAACACUACCUGAAAAUAGCAAGCAAUAAUGGCUCCCAGCAAGGCUGCGGAAUUUUGUAUUCUCUGAAUUAAAAACUACAUCCUUUGGAAGGGUCUUUUUGGGAUUUUUCAGAGUACGGGGUUUAAUUUUGAUGAGUUGAAAUCUUGAGAGCUUAUAACCAGUAUUUACAUCAUUCGCAGAGCACACGAAGGCCAAUCGGUGAAUGUCAUUUAGAGAAAUAUUAGCUGUUUAUUGUGAGAAUAACACGAACGCACACUAUGUGGGCUGAUUAUUAUAUUGGUCUUUGUAACAGAUAUGCAGUAUUUUCUCUGUGAGGCAGAACUGGAUUUUAAAUAGUAUUUAGGUGAACUUCAGGCUUCAAAGAGUAAGUGGUAGUCUAUUUUCCUCCGGAAGGACACGAGGAGUGUGACAGGAUAUCGCGGUUAGAAGGAACUGUCUGCAGUACCCAUGUGCGUUAUACAUGGUAGAGUCGUUAAGUGUGUGGACUGUGGUUUUAUCGCAUCAUAUUACAAGAUAUUCACAUACACUUAC
Messenger RNA from Cryptotermes secundus, 3929 nucleotides. RefSeq lists its product as uncharacterized. The coding region runs from base 45 to 2831 and encodes 928 amino acids. The record is from RefSeq and is a predicted model, not a curated record. The transcript is spliced from 7 exons. NCBI's taxonomy places the organism in Eukaryota, Metazoa, Arthropoda, Insecta, Blattodea, Kalotermitidae.